AUGAGUGAUUAUAAUUAUAAUAUAGAUCCUUCUGAUUUAACAUACGAACAAAAUAAAUUUUCUGUGCUUCCUCCAACUAAUAAUCAAAAUGAUUUCUCUAUAUCUCCUUUAACAUAUAAUUUUCAUCAACAUUCCAAUGAAAUCAAUUUAGAUGAUAACACGAUUUAUCAUCAUAAUCCAAAUCAAUAUUUAGAACAUGAAAAUGUUAUCAUGCAACAAUUUCCACCACCACAGAAUACUGGAACAUUUCCAAAUUAUCAUAAUAUCAUUUCUGCUACUACUGCAAACAUUGGCGCCACCACUACAAUUGCUGACAAUAACAACAUGAACUCUUUAAUCUUGACCCCAUUAUUAAAUGAUCCUUCUUCUUUUUAUUGUGAAAACAAUAAUAAUAUUACUUGGUUUUUGACUCGUCUUGAAAAACGUAUUAAUCAAAUUGAAGAAAAUAUUUACAAUCUUUUAGGUAAACUUUUUAUUCGUGUAGAACGGUUGGAAAGCAAUGUUGAUCGAAAUCUUUAUUUUGAUAAAGUUUAUUCAACUCGACAAUAA
Messenger RNA from Entrophospora sp. SA101, 549 nucleotides. Lineage: Eukaryota; Fungi; Glomeromycota; Glomeromycetes; Entrophosporales; Entrophosporaceae. The record is from the annotation of a GenBank genome assembly.